Messenger RNA from Didymodactylos carnosus, 192 nucleotides. The record is from the annotation of a GenBank genome assembly. NCBI's taxonomy places the organism in Eukaryota, Metazoa, Rotifera, Eurotatoria, Philodinida, Philodinidae.
AUGUACGAAAUUUUUAGUUGGUUCUCAGUUUUGGGUGAAUAUCUCGGUUUUCGUUAUUAUUGUCUCCGUAAAAAUGAUGAUGAUUCAAAGUAUUGGAAAUGUGUUAAAAAAUCUUGUCGUGUUGGCUUAACAAUAAAACCAGAUGGUACAAUUAAGAAACGUGCUGAUCAUGACCACUUGCCAAAUGAAGCU